AUGCAGUACGAGUCGCCAGUGCCUGUCUUCGCGCUAGGCUUCUCGACGCCGGCAGCUCGAAAGGAGAACGCUGGCGGUUACAAGGCCUCUGUGAGCCAUGGUGACGCUGCGAGCACGAGUCCCGCGUUCCCUUCGGAUCUCCGGCUCGGCAUUGGAUCCUACGUCGAAGGAUACUCAGACAACAGCAUCACAAUCUUAGGAGCAGACCCGUCGCGACAAGCUGGCCAACCUGGCUCGUUCGUUCCGCUGGCAAGAGCGAGCCAUCCGUAUCCUUGUACUGCCUUGCAAUUCUCUCCGGCCGCUCUGGCGCCGACGCUGCAGGCUUCUAUGGGUCAUGGCUCGCCCGAGACGAGGGAGAUGGUCGCGACGAGCUCGGAAUGCUUGCGCUUGUGGGAUCUCAGAGGGGAUGGCAGUACACAUUCGACCUCGUCCUUUGUGGGCAGAGACCGGCGACAGACUGGAUGGGCCCUCUCUCAACGUGCAGUACUCGCCAACUCAAAAGCGGAAUACUCUGCCCCGCUCACGUCCUUCUCCUGGAACGACUUUGAGCCGUCCUACAUCGUCACAUCAUCCAUCGACACGACCUGCACGAUCUGGGACAUCUCAACUUCUUCCGCCGUCACCCAACUCAUCGCACACGAUCGCGAGGUUUUCGACGUUUCCUGGCGACCGUCUACACGCGACGUUUUCGCUUCAGUAGGCGCAGACGGUAGCGUACGCAUGUUCGACUUGCGCAGCUUGGAGCAUUCUACUAUCUUGUACGAAGCGAGCACGAGUCCGAGCACGAGCGCCAAUGGCAAAUCUGCUUCGGACAAGAGCUCGCCCUCCCAGCAGACUGCCCCGAGCUCGACGCCGAGUCCACUGCUCAGGCUUGCAUUCAAUCCGAAGGAGUCACAUUCGCUUGCCAUCCUGCAUGCAGACGCGAAAGAGGUCCUCAUUCUCGACGUCCGCCAUCCCGGCGUGCCUGUUGCCGAACUGAGCGCACAUCAGGCAAUCAUCAACGAUCUCUGCUGGAGCUCAGAUGGAAAGUAUAUCAGCACCUGCAGCGACGACCACCAGGUACUCGUGUGGGAUCCCAAGCGAGAUCCUUCGCAUCAACACACAAGAAGCUCGUCUCACGAGCGCAAGUCAUCUGUAUCGCGGCGAACAGGUGCAAGUCCGACAGCGACGAUUAAACAACCUCUGCUCGCUUAUACUGCCGAAAGGGAAGUCAACUCGAUGGCCAUGGGCGGUCUCGGCAAGCAAGCGAAUCCGUCGAGCAAUGCUGUCGAAUGGAUGGCAAUCAACCGCGUAAAUGAGCAGCUGAUAGUCGAGAAGAAUUUGCGCAUCCUUCUCGGCCAUCGGCGGGAGGAUAGGGCUUCUCUCUUCCGAGUCCGACGACCAGUCACAUGUCACAUCAUGCAAAAGGAUCGCCCUGGGCCACGCCAAGCACUAGUUUCACCCUGGCUGCACAAAGAGAAUGCUCGGUCGUUUUCACGCCGUCUUUUCGCCGCGCUACACUGCUGCGCUGUCCCUGUUUUGCUGAGCUCUGAAAGUUUGCGAUCUCGCGCAGAUCACAAAACUUCAAGCACGGCUUCAGCCGGUCAGCGCAAAGUGGAGAAAUCAGAGACAAGGCGGCGAUCUGUCAAGGCUUUUGCCAGUCUCAACCGGGAAUCGCGUAUAAGAGAAGGCAACGGUCUUGGCCGGUCCCAUCCUUGCAUAUACCACUCCGGACGAACGGAUCUGUCAGUAUCGAUAGAGGCUCGAGCGACUAAGAGCAUCGACGGGGCUCAGAACCACAUCAGUCUUGAGGAUUGUCUCGAGAGCAGACCAUUUUCGGAUCAGAAGAGGAUCACAUCCCGACUCGAGGCCCUUGCACAGAGCUGCCGACCGAGGAGUCACGUCUUGCCAGCCGACGACCGUCCAGACGCUCCGAAGCCGAGACGAGAUCGACUUGACCGCCGACCUCGGCCAUUUUUUCACGCCCUCCCGAGAGCUGCCGUGGCGGAUACGCUCCUGCACAUAGAGCCGGAUCGUCAGUCGUCUGUCCACGCAGAUCGCAACGACAACAGGCCUACUAGAUCUAUAGAACUCUGA
Mixia osmundae IAM 14324 is the source of this 2076-nucleotide messenger RNA. RefSeq lists its product as uncharacterized. Bases 1 to 2076 code for a protein of 691 amino acids. The transcript has 8 exons. Gene Ontology annotation, cellular component: nucleus. NCBI's taxonomy places the organism in Eukaryota, Fungi, Basidiomycota, Mixiomycetes, Mixiales, Mixiaceae. Gene Ontology annotation, molecular function: protein binding. The record is from RefSeq and is a predicted model, not a curated record.